Messenger RNA from Hyalella azteca, 2630 nucleotides. RefSeq lists its product as uncharacterized. The transcript has a single exon. The coding region runs from base 281 to 2422 and encodes 713 amino acids. The record is from RefSeq and is a predicted model, not a curated record. NCBI's taxonomy places the organism in Eukaryota, Metazoa, Arthropoda, Malacostraca, Amphipoda, Hyalellidae. Gene Ontology annotation, biological process: cell differentiation; anatomical structure morphogenesis; regulation of transcription by RNA polymerase II. Gene Ontology annotation, molecular function: RNA polymerase II cis-regulatory region sequence-specific DNA binding; DNA-binding transcription factor activity, RNA polymerase II-specific.
GUGUGAUAAAACCAUUAAGAUAGCGAGGCGCGUGCCAGUCUAGAGGGCGCUCUCAUCUCGGUGUCACGGGCAUCCUCUCGUUUACCUCACGUGGCUGCCGCUUCUACAUGUCGUUGCUGCAGCUAUAAGCAAGCCAAUGUGUACUUAAUGUGAUUCAAUCAUUAAUAUUGUAGAAGUGGCUAUUAUUAUAAAACGUGACGAAAUUCCACGUGUUUUUUUCAUUUAAUGGACGUUAUUUUCACUCGUAAAUUUUGGUGUGUGCCCGAGUGCCAUUUAAACUAUGAAUGCGCCUGCCGUCUGUAGCAGUGAGGCCCUGUGGCCCCAGUCUAUGGGGUCGCCCGGUGAUCAGGCGCAACUGCUGUCGCCCAAGUCCAUGGACGGCGGCGUGUCUCUGCUUCGGGACUCAAGAUUUCUUGCAGCUUCACAGGCGAAUUUCUUUAGUGUUGGCGGGUUGGUGCACAGGACAAUGGAGAAUGCGGACGGAAUUCAUUCUGUCGAUAACAAUUUUUACGACUCUCCGCUUCAAGAAUCAGAGUCAUUAGUCGAUCGAACGUUUCUUGAUCGGCACAUUCAAAAUCGUCCAUAUCCUGUCGAACGACAGUCCAUAGUAGAUCGAGGAUUGUUAGAACGUUUAUCUGCUGAUCGUUGGACAGAGAACCGGUCUGGAAUUCGUCUUAUUGAUCGUUCUGUCCUUGAAAGAUCACUCAUUGAACAAUCAAUUCUGGAGAAGCAAGUUCAGGAGCGCAAUAACACUUUCAACGUCGACAAAGCGAAUAAUGCUAGAAUAGCUCAGCAAUAUCCUUUCUUUUUCUUUCCUCAACAACAUCCGGGCUUUCCUCAAUUAAAUCCUAGCUCCACUGAAGAUUUGAUGCGUUCGCACUCCACCAAUAGCGUUAUUGAAGAAAUAGAAUCCAAGCCAGUCAUCGAUAAUAUCAAUUUAUCUAACUACCAGUUAAAUAUGCUACCCAAGAGUGAAGAAAUUGACCGAUCUGAUACAAACGAAGCAGGAAAAUCUAUCGACUCUCUGGAAUCGCCGAUGAAUUUCGAAGAAUGUCCAGUAGGUGAGAUAGAGGCACAUGAAAAUCAGCCGACUGAAUUCCCGGCCAAACGAGAACCAGAUGAAAAUUAUUCUGCAGAACCCAGCUGUCACACUUCAGGAGUUGUUAUAGAGGGACAGCCAACUGAGGAUAAAGUUCCUGAGAACGAUGAACAUAAAGCCACUGAGUCCGAGAAAAGAGACGGAGGUGAUAAUGAUGACUCGGAAAACGCAGAUAAGAAGAAUGGUUUAGUGAAGCCUCCAUACUCGUACAUAGCUUUAAUUACAAUGUCAAUUCUCCAGGCACCUAAAAAACGAGUGACGCUCAGUGAAAUUUGUGAGUUCAUAAUGACCAGAUUUCCGUACUAUAAAGCCAAGUUCCCAGCAUGGCAAAACUCAAUCAGACACAAUCUUUCUCUUAACGAUUGUUUCGUUAAGGUUCCUCGAGAACCAGGAAAUCCCGGAAAAGGCAAUUACUGGACGUUAGAUCCUGGAGCAAUCGACAUGUUCGACAACGGUUCAUUUCUGCGGAGGCGCAAGCGUUACAAGCGACAACCCUCGUUGGAUUUUUUCAACGACCCUCACGUGUUUUCGUUGUUUGCAUCCGGUAUGAUGGAUCCCUUCCAGCAGCAGCAGCUUCAGCAGGCUGCAGCCCUGCUACGCCCUCCUCACCCGAUGCUCGUCAGGCCUCCCAUGCAUCAGAGCAUCGUCCCUCACCCGAUAUACUUGUCUCAGCUCGGUGGACUUCCCUUUGGAUUACCACCAUUUGACAUCAGUCGACACACUAGACCUCUAAUGCCACUGCAGGGAACUGCAAGUGCCGCAGGAGGUCCCCUUCUCCACCCAACUCCUGUGAAGCCCUUACCCUUACCAGCACCAGGCAUGACGCAACAAAGUCUUGGUCUUGACAAACUAAGGGCUGUGUAUCCGUCCUCACCUGCUUCCCCGCCUCAAGGAGUCACUCAGGCCAGGCCUUAUCAUCCCUUCACGAUCGCCUCACUGAUUGGAAACGACGUCGGUGAUCGAACAGAAGAAGAAAACGGAGACACGUCCGUCUCUCCAACAUGCUCCAGUCCGUCUCCAAUAUCACCGUCGUCUUCUAAAUUGAGCAUCCCCCUCACACCAACCUCCAGUCAAGAUUGUCACGUUCCUUAUUCAGCAUCUUCGUCUUUUUCAAGUGCUUCUUUGUUGUACACAGCUAUUCCUUCUUCUUCCCCUCCAUCGCUGGAGGUUACAACUCCAUCUUCAAUUAAUCUCUCCGGCCUUCAGGGUUCGGUCGGGCGGCUCUCACCUCCGGUGUCUGCGGCCAACCUCUCCGCCACGACCAUGGCGCUUGACAAGCGUCCCUUCUUACACGCGUCACUCUUGCACUCAAUGGCCCAGUAAUCAUUUGUCACUAUUUUUAAGAAAAGUUUAAAAUAUUUAUUUUAUAAUUUUCUAGUAAAUUGGGAGAAAAUCAUUCGUAAUCGUGCAAGUCGUGAAGAUGAAAACUUGGUGAGAUAGCUCUUCUCUGUUGUGCAUUUUUUUCGCAAAAUAAUUUGUUGUUAACUCCUCAAUGCACUGAUUUUCGUUUUACAUAGUUUCGUGGUUUCUA